CAUCUCUUGACUCUUCGUCUUGCCCGGCGUCCAAACGUGAAGCUGAAAUGCUACCACGCGGCUAAAAGUGUUUGAAAGGGAAAGAGGGAAGAUCUUUGUGGGAAAUGUGAUUCUGAGACAGAAUACUAGAACCAGUAGUAGAAUCCUUGUGUUCUUUCUUCUCUUGUCUGCCUCUAUGGACUGUCUAUGGCGACAGUGCGUGUGCUGGCUUGUGCCUCUCGUCCGUGACAAGUCAUGGGAGUCGAUCGGUACCUACAGCUAGGCUCCCGGCACAGUAUUCAUGCCGACGGACGCAGCAGCUAGCCUCGUCUCUCCCGCGCCCGCUGCUUCGUCUCAUGGCCGAGUGAGACGACGAUAAGAGGAAGCUGCCGGCGGAGAGAGCCAUGGCGUCCGGCGUCUCCGGAGAUGCUGCUGCGGCAGCGUGCUGUGCUGCGGCAGCGUGCUACUACUGCGACAGCGCGGCAUCGGCGGUGGUGUACUGCCGUGCGGACGCGGCGGGGCUGUGCCUCCCCUGCGACCGCCUCGUCCAUGCUGCGAACACUGUCUCCUCCCGCCAUGCCCGCGUCCCGCUCUGCGCUGCCUGCCGUGCCGCCCCAGCUUCCGUCUGUCACCCUCUAGCCGCCCCGGCCUCCGCGGCGCGCUUCCUCUGCUCUGGUUGCUGCUCCAAUAACUUCGACGAUGACGGUGGCGCGGCGGUGGAAGGGUACACCGGUUGCCCCUCGGCGGGUGAACUCGCCACAAUCCUCGGCGUCGUCGCCCACGACGCCCGUGGACACGGCAACGAAGCGGCUGCGGUCAACGGAGACGAGGAGGGGUGGUGGUUGCGGGUCUGGGAGAAGGAGUCAACGGUGAUCAGCAUGGACGAUGUCAUCGUGCCCACCACCUCCUGCCCCAAGGGGCGGGGCCAGAGUUCGCCGUGCGAGGAUCUGGACGGCGAGGUUCUCCGACAGCUGAGGGAGCUCGCCAGGUCGGAGGCGGCGGCUGCGUAUGUCGAGGUAGAGGUGGCCGGCGCUGAUCAGCUGCCUCCAUGGGGACCUUCAGGUUAUUAUGCUGCUGAUCAUGGUGAUCUUGGGGCUCUCACCUUCGAGGCGGCAAGCAUGGCUGUACCAUCUUGUGAUCAGCUCCAUCAAGCAUGGAUUGCAGCCGAUCUCCCCGACGACGUCGUCGAGGCCGUCUCCGCCGCCGGAGGUCGGGAGCAAUCCCCGGCGGCGGCAGACCCGAUCCUGUCGCCGCUGGUACUGGAGAUAGCAGCAGGCGUCUGUCCCAGCAUGAGCUGCAGUGGCCACGCUCACCCAUCAGCCGUGUCCGCGCCGGCGCGAGCGGUUGCUAAGCCCAAGGACGACGACGGCGGCCACCGUGAUGAUCAUCGCACGUUGUCAGCCGGGGCGCCGGCAGAAGAAGCUCGGCCGCCCGGCAGGAGCGUCGCCUUCGGGGGUUACGACAUCGCCUACCCGGACCGCGGCACGGUGAUCUCGCGCUACAAGGAGAAGCGGAAGAACAGGAGGUUCGGGAAGCAGAUCCGGUACGAGUCGCGCAAGGCCCGCGCCGACGGCAGGCUCAGGAUCAAGGGCCGCUUCGCCAAGUCAGGAUCCACCUAGCAGGCUAGCAGCACUAUUAGCUCUCUUCGUAUUGGUCCUUCUCCUUCCGGAACGCUGCGCUUGUGUUUGGGGUCUGCUUGUACACUACGCAGGGUGGUUUGGGGUUAAAAUGUUUCUGAGUGGCUUCUCUUGAAUAAACAUCAUGCAAUGCUGGUAUCGUCGACAACGCGGCACGAGCCAGGCAUAUUUCGUUGUGUCGCUAAAAAGUACAGUAACAAGUACGUGGGCGCCAUUGGUUGCUAACAAGUACUUGACAGUGUGUGAGAUUUAUCUCGGUUCUCGUGUUAUUGGAAGAGGAAAACAGGUAAGCAAUA
Brachypodium distachyon (stiff brome) is the source of this 1912-nucleotide messenger RNA. RefSeq names its product zinc finger protein CONSTANS-LIKE 13. NCBI's taxonomy places the organism in Eukaryota, Viridiplantae, Streptophyta, Magnoliopsida, Poales, Poaceae. The coding region runs from base 384 to 1598 and encodes 404 amino acids. The transcript has 5 exons. The record is from RefSeq and is a predicted model, not a curated record. Gene Ontology annotation, molecular function: protein binding; zinc ion binding.